AUGUCCUACAAAAUCACCACAGACCCAACCCUCUCCCCACCAUUCGCAAACGCCAUGAUCUCCUUCAUGGAAUCCUUCUACCAAAUCAGCGACGAUGAAUCCCAGCACGAGCAAUACGUUGCCAGCUUCACGUCCGACGCAACACUAAUCAUGGGGCCUAAGGUCGCAAACGGAGCGGACGAAAUCCUAAACCUGCGCCACAGUAUCUGGACGCAUGUCGCGUCGAGGAGACACACCCCGCAGAAGAUCUAUUUUGGGGGCGAGAGGGAGCUCAUGCUGUAUGGGACAGUGAGAUAUGUGCUGAAGGCAGAGCCGGGGAGGGAGGUGGAGGUUCCGUGGGCGGGGAGGGAUACGGCUGCGCAGUCGGGGAAGAAGUGA
Messenger RNA from Aspergillus fumigatus Af293, 378 nucleotides. RefSeq lists its product as uncharacterized. The transcript has 3 exons. NCBI's taxonomy places the organism in Eukaryota, Fungi, Ascomycota, Eurotiomycetes, Eurotiales, Aspergillaceae. The record is from RefSeq and is a predicted model, not a curated record. The coding region runs from base 1 to 378 and encodes 125 amino acids.